UUCCCGACGAGAUCAGUGUUAGAUUUUCAGUCUGAGUUUGCAUUUACUAAAAUGAAGUUCUUCGCAAUUUGUUUUCUAUUAGUUACCACCGCAGUAUGCCUGCCAACAUCUCCUGAAGAACUUUCAGCUCGUAUAGUGAAUGGAUACGAGGUCGACAUCACCCAGGUGCCAUACCAGGCCACGUUACAACGCAGUGUAUCCGGCGGCUGGACGCACAGCUGUGGGGCAAUCAUCAUCAGCAGCAGGGCUGUGCUGAGCGCUGCCCACUGUGUAGUCAACUUCGUUAACCAGCCAUCGUUGAUCAGAGUAUCAGUGGGGACGUCCCGCCGUCUCUCAGGAGGCACCCGCUACGAUGUAUCCAAAAUACUGUCUCACGCAGGAUACAGUGUAACCACCCUGGAACAUGAUAUAGCCGUGAUAGUCACCAGCACAAACAUUGUGUUUUCCAGCAGUGUAGCGCCAAUCGACUGGGCUCCAGCAGGCUUGACAUUCCCGGAUGGGUAUGAAGCUCUGGUUACAGGUUUCGGUACCGUUGCGUCCAACGGUUCAGCAUCAUCAGUGCUCCUAGCUGCCCGAGUAAACCUCAUCGGGCAGGCAGCCUGCGUGCGCGCUUACCUUCGCAUCGCUUCCAUAACCUCUGGCAUGAUCUGCGCCAGUGGCUUCAACCCUCCUAGGGACGCCUGCCAAGGCGACUCUGGAGGACCACUGGUGGCAGACAACUUCGUAAUAGGAAUCGUCUCGUUUGGAGAAGGGUGCGCCGAAGCAGCCUACCCUGGCGUGUAUACCAGGGUAUCAGAAUAUUAUUCGUGGAUUCUCCAGCAGUUGUCUCAAAUAUGAACAAAGAAAUAUUUUUUCUA
Messenger RNA from Ostrinia nubilalis (European corn borer), 857 nucleotides. RefSeq names its product trypsin-3-like. Gene Ontology annotation, biological process: proteolysis. The transcript is spliced from 4 exons. The record is from RefSeq and is a predicted model, not a curated record. Lineage: Eukaryota; Metazoa; Arthropoda; Insecta; Lepidoptera; Crambidae. Gene Ontology annotation, molecular function: serine-type endopeptidase activity. Bases 52 to 837 code for a protein of 261 amino acids.